Drosophila simulans is the source of this 1524-nucleotide messenger RNA. RefSeq names its product tRNA (guanine-N(7)-)-methyltransferase non-catalytic subunit wuho (gene wuho). The record is from RefSeq and is a predicted model, not a curated record. The transcript has a single exon. Gene Ontology annotation, cellular component: cytosol; nucleus; tRNA methyltransferase complex. Gene Ontology annotation, biological process: RNA (guanine-N7)-methylation. Bases 108 to 1379 code for a protein of 423 amino acids. Lineage: Eukaryota; Metazoa; Arthropoda; Insecta; Diptera; Drosophilidae. Gene Ontology annotation, molecular function: tRNA (guanine(46)-N7)-methyltransferase activity; protein binding.
GGUCAUACCGCAGCGUGCAGCCCUGGUGAGCAGAGCUUAUCGCUCGCCGAUAUCAGUAGUCAGUAGUUGUGCAAACCUAUCGGUGGCUAUCGAAUCGAGUCGCAAAAAUGUGCACAACAAUUUCGUUCGCGGAACCCGAAAUCGUGCUCGGCCAUGGCCGCAGGGUGCUCUUCGUGAACCCCAACGACCUGCAGAUAUUCAAGGAGAUCGAGCUGCCGCCCGACCUUGGCCUAAAAGGCCAUGCAUCCCAGUCGCAGGAAUCGUGUCCAGCAGCCGCAUCCACAGCCACAUCCGCUGGCCAGGCACCGGUUGGCAAGGAGCAACAGCUUGCCAAGCAGCCGGAGGAGGGCGGAACCUCUGACAGCGCCACCGCCUCCGGUUUGGGAUGUGCCACUAGCACAUCAGUGCAGAAUGUGGCCUACUCGCCAGACGGACAGCUGCUGGCCGUGACCACCAGUGGGGCACAGAAGGCUCUCCUGCUCUAUCGUUCACGGCCGGAGAACGCCCGCCUGCUCUCCACCCGCCCACUGUCCCGGGCGUCCAGUGCCCUGCGCUUCUGCAGCGACAGCAGCUCCGUUCUGGUCACGGACAAGACUGGCGAUUGCUAUCAGUACGACUGCGUUGAGGUGGAGGCUCCGCCGCGUCUGCUGUUGGGCCACUUGAGCGUGGUGUACGACAUCCUGUGGUCGGAGGACCAGCAGCACAUCAUCACCUGCGAUCGGGAUGAUAAGAUACGCGUGACCAACUAUCCCGCCACCUUUGACAUCCACAGCUAUUGCCUGGGCCACAGGGAGUUCGUCUCGGGCCUGGCACUGCUCACGGAGCAGCACAUCGCCUCCGCUUCGGGGGACAAGACGCUGCGCGUGUGGAACUACAUCCAGGGCAAAGAGCUGCUGCAGCACGAGCUACCGGCACCGGCGGUUCGUUUAUUGGUGCGCCAGCUGGAGCCGGAGAAAGUCUUCCAGGCGGCGGUGCUCUUCUACGAGCACGUGGACGCCCUGGGAUUGUAUCGCCUGGAGCGCAGCUCCGAUGACACCUGGAGCGUGACGGCCACACAACUGGUGUGCGCCGAGGCGGGCUCGUGGAGCAUUAGCAACUUUACUUUAACCAGCGACCGGAUCUACAUCACCGGCGCAGAGAACGAACGCUUAAGCCUGCGCGUCUACGACAUCGCAACUGGCCAGCCGGCGAGCAGCGGCGUGCCCGAGGGCUGGCUGAAGAUGGUGCUAGACGGACUGGGCGCCAACGAGGAGGGCGCACCGCCAUUCAUUCCCGAGGACUUGUCCGUUUGGUUUAAGAAGCGCUUCGACAACGUCAGCGACUAUUUGGAGCGCAAGAAGCGGCGCAUCGAGGAGCAGCAGCAGCAGAAGUGCGGCUAAUCCCCGGGCGCCCACGAACCCAAAGGAAAUUACAUGAACCUAAUCUUUACAUAGCAUUUAAUUAGCAUAUGGAGAAGAAGCAACGGACUUUGUGUGACAGGCCCGUUGUGGGCAUAAUAUAUAUAUAUCUGUAUAUGUGUGUAAA